AUGGUUAGUCAAAGAACGUUCAACCAAGUUAGAGGUGCUAAUCUACUUUUAGAAAAUAAAUGUUUUAUGACAGCUGAAGAAGAAUGUCCUCUUCAUGGGAAACAAAUUAAGGUUCUUUUUAAAUCGAUGCGUAAACGAGAUAUGUUUAAAAUGGCUGCUGAUGGUAUCCUUUGGUGGUUUGAAUAUUAUUUUGAUGAUAAAUCUCCGAAUACAGUUAAUGAUGAUGGUAUAAGUGUAUUUUAUGUUGCAUAUCGUCAUGGUCAAACCUCGAUUGCAAAAUGGCUUCUAGAAAGAGGCGCUAAAUGUUAA
This is a messenger RNA of Rotaria sordida, 309 nucleotides long. Lineage: Eukaryota; Metazoa; Rotifera; Eurotatoria; Philodinida; Philodinidae. The record is from the annotation of a GenBank genome assembly.